CCUUAGCUCAGGCCACGGCUGCGAUUCCCCCCCCCCUUUCAUUUCCUGCCAGAUGUUGUGUUUACACACAGCCCCUGUGCCGCGAUUUAUAGCCUGUCAGCUGAUCCCCUGCCUUUGGGGGUGUCUGGGGGGCGGGGAGCCGAGCGGAAAACACGGGAAGACGGGAGCCGAGCGAGCUGUGAUCCAGGUCAGCUCCGGCCAGACAAGUCAGGGGCUGCGGGCUGGGACAGACGACAGGAAGCACCCAGCACCAUGGAGGCGUCCUCGCUGGUCCAUUUCCCACUGCUUCUCUUCCUCCUGGCGUGGGCGCCCAUGACCGAUGGCCAAGCCAUCAACGCUCAAGCUCAGCAGAAGUUGUGUGCGGACGAAUCCUUUCCCCUGGACUGUGAGGAUGUCUACGACCAGGGAUCAGAGACGGACGGCGUCUAUCUGAUCUACCCGGCUGGCCCCAACAUCCCCGUGCCGGUCUACUGCGACAUGACCACGGACGACGGGAAGUGGACGGUCUUCCAGAAGCGCUUCAACGGCUCGGUCAGCUUCUUCCGGGGCUGGAACGACUAUCGGUUCGGGUUCGGCAGGGCCGACAGCGAAUACUGGCUGGGCCUGCAGAACAUCUACCUCCUGACCCUGAAGCGGAAGUACGAGCUGCGGGUGGACCUGGAGGACUUUGAGAACAACACGGCCUGGGCCAAGUACAUGGAUUUCUCCCUGUCGCCCCAUGCUAUCAGCGCCGAGGAGGACGGCUACACCCUGCACGUGGGGAGCUUCACCGAUGGCGGGGCAGGCGACUCCUUGUCCUACCACACCGGGCAGAAGUUCUCCACCUUCGACCGCGACCAAGACCUGUACGUGCAAAACUGUGCGGCCCUCUCCUCUGGUGCCUGGUGGUUCAAAAGCUGCCACUUCUCCAACCUCAACGGCUUCUACCUGGGGGGGGCCCACCUCUCCUACGCCAACGGCCUCAACUGGGCCCAGUGGAAAGGCUUCUACUACUCGCUCCGCAAGAGCGAGAUGAAGAUCCGGCGCAUCUGAGCCGCCUCCCCCCCCUCCCCCCGGCCCUCUCGCCGGGAGCGGGGCCCAGGGAGCCCGGUGGAGUUCGGGGGAAGGGAUUGGGGGGUGGGG
This is a messenger RNA of Caretta caretta (loggerhead turtle), 1122 nucleotides long. It is a transcript of the gene MFAP4, whose product is annotated as microfibril associated protein 4. Gene Ontology annotation, biological process: elastic fiber assembly. NCBI's taxonomy places the organism in Eukaryota, Metazoa, Chordata, Testudines, Cheloniidae. The record is from RefSeq and is a predicted model, not a curated record.